AUGGCGCCCGUUGGCAAGAUUUACUCUUACCCUAACAACUUCCGCGUUCAACGAGCGCAAGCCAUCGCAGCACUCAAUGGCCUUGAGCUCGAGGUGCCCUCCGACUUCCAGUUCGGCAAGGACAACAAGACCCCCGAGUUCCUGGCCAAGUUCCCCUUCGGCAAGGUUCCUGCGUUCGAGUCGGCCGACGGCAAGUUCUGCUUCGCCGAGGCGCAGGCCAUCGCGCGCUAUCUUGCCGAGAUUGGGCCCAAGGCCGGCCAGCUUCUGGGCGAGGACCCCCAGACGCGCGCCAUCAUCGAGCAGUGGUGCUGCUUCGCUGAGCAGGAAAUGGGCGCCUACACCAGCCCGCCCCUCGUCAUGGUCCUCUUCAAGGUCCAACCGUUUGAGGAGGCGUGGUACAACAGGUCCAUGGACAACUUUGCCCGCGCGCUGAAAAGGCUGGAUGUGGCUGUGAAGGGCAAGAAGUUCCUUGUGGGUGAUCAGCUGACGCUCGCAGAUAUCAUGGUCCUUGGGCCGCUGCAGCUGGCGGGGAGGUUCAUGAUGGAUGCUGAGAUGCGCAAGGAAGCCCCCAACGUGGAGGGGUAUAUGAAGGGACUGCUGGAGAUUCCGGAGCUUAGGCAGGCGUUUGGGGAGCCGCAGCUGUGUGAGAAGAGGAUGACGGUGUAA
This is a messenger RNA of Canariomyces notabilis, 666 nucleotides long. Its product is annotated as glutathione S-transferase. Gene Ontology annotation, biological process: translational elongation. Bases 1 to 666 code for a protein of 221 amino acids. The transcript is spliced from 2 exons. Gene Ontology annotation, cellular component: cytoplasm; nucleus. The record is from RefSeq and is a predicted model, not a curated record. NCBI's taxonomy places the organism in Eukaryota, Fungi, Ascomycota, Sordariomycetes, Sordariales, Chaetomiaceae.